AUGGCGACCUCCACUAUGAACCGCGAGUCGUGGGACUCUCUUACCUCUACCUUCACCAAUCUCGAGGUGUCUUUCUCACAAGACAGCUGCUAUGGCUCCGAUGAAGUUUCGGUCACGUCGAACAACGCUGCUCCGCUGCAGUCAAGCGUCACGGCCUAUCAGAUCAAGCGGUCCCAGCCCGAUCUACAACCUUUCUUGAAGUCGAUCCUCAAGAACCCGCGCACGGAGGAAGAAUCCGAAUCUGAUUCCGAGUCCGAGUCCGGCUACGGAUCCGAUGAGAAUGAUUCCGAGUAUGACGCUCUUUCCGACGAAGAAAAUGACGAAGAAGACUCCAAUGAUGACAUGUCCGAUUUUUCCGUCUGGGAGGAGACCUCCCAGAAUGUCCCUGAGACUCAGCAGGACCACACGGAUUCUUUCGACGAUUCGUUCAUCGGAUUUGAGCCCGCUGUUCAAUUCAACACUACCGUCCAGUACUUCGACGCCCCUGAGUAUUAUUCCGACGACGAAGAAGAGGGCUCGGAUUCCCAAAUGACGGUCCAUGAAAUGAUGCUUCUUUCGCUGCAAUCUGGCGGCUCCCAGGGUUCUUCUCUUCAAACCGAUGCAGAUGACAUGUUCGAUGAUGGAUACGAGCACAACGAGGUCGUUCAACCAUCUGUCUGUGAGCUAGAGGAGUACACACGGGAAGGUUUUGAUCUCGAUUGCAACCUAUUUGUUGCUUUGAUGAACGGGAUUCAUGGCAUUUCGGACCAGAAGUACAAGAGUUAUCUUCGUGUCCAAGUCGACAACAUCCGUCUCGGUCAACAGGCUGAGCCUAUGCAUCCCGACGACCCCCCUUACAUGUACCUCGACUCGAUCGUCACUCACGUCAUCGGAAUCUUCCGCAACCUCCUCGAGGUCGAUGAGUUCGAUUCUCUUAUUUCAUUGCGCGAGCACGAUAUCGCCGAUUCUCACGCACAGCAAAGUGGCUCCGAUCAACCCUCUGGCUAUUACCAAGCCCUGCUCGAUCAUACUGAGCAGUAUCUUUUUGAGCGACUGGCAAUCGGUCGGGUCGAAGUCGACCCGGAUGAACUCAGUUUUUUGGCCGGAGGGAUCGUGCAUGCCCUGGGCACCGACCAACUACCGGCAUCGACACCAGCUUAA
Penicillium argentinense is the source of this 1140-nucleotide messenger RNA. RefSeq lists its product as uncharacterized. The record is from RefSeq and is a predicted model, not a curated record. Lineage: Eukaryota; Fungi; Ascomycota; Eurotiomycetes; Eurotiales; Aspergillaceae. The coding region runs from base 1 to 1140 and encodes 379 amino acids. The transcript has a single exon.